This is a messenger RNA of Cantharellus anzutake, 1258 nucleotides long. RefSeq lists its product as uncharacterized. The record is from RefSeq and is a predicted model, not a curated record. The transcript has a single exon. Bases 111 to 1001 code for a protein of 296 amino acids. Lineage: Eukaryota; Fungi; Basidiomycota; Agaricomycetes; Cantharellales; Hydnaceae.
GAUUUUGAAGAGGAAAAGCAUCCGAUUCUGGAUCUCGGGCUAGUACGAGGAGGCAUGCGUUUGAUUACCAGAGAUGUGGUUCGGUUGGUGUUAGUGGAGGUCAAGCACGGAUGAGGACGUUGUCGGCGUCGAUGCUGGUUUCAAGCCCCAAACCUGUAUCUACGGGAUGGAGUUCACACUUGAUGGAACCAAUCCCGGCCUCUCCAGUUGGAACUAGAUUCGAUUCGCUGCACACUGCUCGGCCUACAAUGACGUCUUCAUCCCGUUCAUCCGGGGAGAUGACAGACGCCUCGUUGGAGAGUAUGAAGUUUGCGGAGAAUCCCAAUUUACAUCAUUUACGCCCUCUACCUCCCCAGACUCGCUCCUUUUUAUUUCCAUCGAUGUCUUCAAGUGCUUCUCAAUUUUCAUCAACGUCCGGGUUCACUACACCUGUUCGAACUAGUUCGUACGCAAUGGCCCCUCCUACAACACCCGAUCGUCCAAGUUCCAAACAUUCAUUCCUACGACUCAACUCAUCACCAGCGUCAGUUCGGUCACCUUCAAGAUCUGCGAUGCUAGCCCCACCCGUAUCACUACCAAGGACCCCGACUCCUCCGCGGUCGACAGGGCCUUGUGGUUUGCCUCCUACUCCUACGACUCCUCUGUCGAUGGCGUCUUCAUCGAUGGAUCCAAGCGAGGAAGGAUAUUAUGGGCCGUCUUCUCCUUUGCCGAUUCUUUCGGAGGCGAAAUCAUGUAGUAAGGGGUCCACAAUGGAAAGCGGCGGUGAGAGUGUCAGUGGGGGUGGAACUGGGAAGCUUUCUUGGAGAAAGAGAAAGAUUUCAAGAAGUGCGAUAAAAGGGUUGGGCUCGGCGGUGAAGUCUCCUGGGACGUCGUCUUCCCUUGGUGGGACAGUGAAGGAGACAACUGUGGUGAACGGUGUGAGUGGGGGUACGAGUGGGAGAGAAGUUGAGGAGGUUGUCGGGCAGGAGGGAUGCUUGAUGGGGUUGUUGGGUGCUGCGUGACGGAACUUUGGCAUUGGCGCUCGCUGAGUGGACCGCUCUCCCUCCUCCGAUUUUGCAUUCCCCUUUUAGGCUUGCACGCAUGCGGCUACUCUUGUCCUCCUAUGCUUAUAUUCUCCUCCAUAUUACUUCAUUCGAUCUUGUUCCUCUUUGCCAUUCACAGUAACGCUGGAAUACCCUUUGGAUCUUACAGUCUGUCAAUAUCAGCGCAAAACUGACCGCGCUGUAUCCUCUUCUUUCUCUCACUCCCCCUAUCUUUU